This is a messenger RNA of Talaromyces rugulosus, 552 nucleotides long. RefSeq lists its product as uncharacterized. The transcript has 2 exons. Bases 1 to 552 code for a protein of 183 amino acids. Gene Ontology annotation, molecular function: acyltransferase activity, transferring groups other than amino-acyl groups. The record is from RefSeq and is a predicted model, not a curated record. Lineage: Eukaryota; Fungi; Ascomycota; Eurotiomycetes; Eurotiales; Trichocomaceae.
AUGGAAACUCCUCGAUUGAUAUUGACCCGUUUCACCAGCGAUCAUCUGGAAGGGUAUUACCGCAUCUGGUCGAGUAAAGAAGCUACUCAAUGGAGCUCCCGCGGCAUCUGCAAAAGCCUAGAAGACACCCGCACCUGGAUGUCUGCGCUACUAGUUGAAACAAAUCCCGACGUCGAAGUCUACGCCAUCCUUCUCAAACCAGACCAGAAUAAAAAUGAAAAUGAAAAUAACAAUAACAAUAAUGAUAUAAUCGGCGUCAUCGGCACCCACAAAACAAACCCCACCCCAGUGGAACUGAGUUACAUCUUGCACCCCUCAGCAUGGGGAAAUGGGUACGCAACCGAGGCCUUGCGCGUGUAUGUGCAGCACUAUUUUCAUUUAAAGCCGCAGUUUGACCGAUUAACGGCGUGGGUGGAUACGGAGAAUGCUGGGUCGAUCAAAGUGUUACAAAAGUGUGGAUUUGUGGAGGAGAAGAUGGAAAAGGGGGAUUAUGUGAUUGAGUGGAAGACUCCGUCGAAGCGAGACUCGUUUUUGUAUGUUUUGAAGAAAUGA